AUGACGGAAGAAAUUACCAAAAAAACUGAAGAAAUCCAACUCUCUGAAACAGAGCAGAAGAUCACCCCAUGGGAAGUCGAAGGUGCUGUCGUCGACGGUCGGGCAGUCGGUAUCGACUAUGAUAAACUCAUCACCCAGUUUGGUACCAAAAAAAUCAGCGAAGAGCUUUUAAACCGUUUUCGUGCCGUUACCGGCCAUGAGCCUCACCAUUUCAUGAGAAAAGGACUGUUCUUUUCGGAAAGAGACUUUAAUCGUAUCCUUGAUCUCUAUGAACAUGGUGAACAGUUUUUCCUCUAUACUGGACGCGGUCCCUCCUCCGACUCGAUGCACUUGGGUCACAUGAUUCCCUUCCUCUUCACAAAGUGGUUGCAGGAAGUCUUUGAUGUCCCUCUCGUGAUUGAGCUCACCGAUGAUGAGAAGUUCUUGUUCAAGCAAAAGUUGACCAUCGAAAACGUGAAAGAUUUCGCCAAGGAAAAUGCCAAAGAUAUCAUCGCAGUUGGUUUCAAGCCUGAAAAUACUUUUAUUUUCUCAGAUUUGGAAUAUAUGAACCCAGCCUUUUACGAGAAUGUCGUCCGUGUCUCUAGACAAAUCACCACUUCCACUGCUCGUGCGGUCUUUGGGUUCCAAGAUUCAGACUGUAUUGGUAAGUUGCACUUUGCAUCCGUUCAAAUUGCAACUGCAUUCCCUUCAUCUUUCCCAGCCGUUCUGGGUUUGCCUCCAAAAACCCCAUGUCUUAUUCCUUGCGCUAUAGAUCAAGACCCUUAUUUCCGUGUCUGCCGUGACGUUGCCGAUAAGUUGAGGUUCAGCAAGCCUUCUUUGAUACAUUCCCGUUUCUUCCCAGCUUUGCAAGGCUCGACAACAAAAAUGUCUGCAUCUGAUGAAAACACGGCCAUUUUCAUGACCGACACGGCCAAACAAGUGCAAAAGAAAAUCAACAAAUACGCAUUCUCCGGAGGUCAAGUCACUUCUGAAGACCAUCGUAGACUGGGUGGUAACCCAGAUGUCGAUGUUGCAUUCCAAUAUUUAUCUUUCUUCAAAGAUGACGAUAAAUUGUUAGAAGAAACUUAUAACUCUUACAAAAAGGGAGACCUCUUGAGUGGCGAAAUGAAGAAGCUUUGUAUUGAGACUUUGCAGGAUUUCGUGAAGACCUUCCAGGAAAACCGUUCUAAGGUCGAUAAAGCCACUCUUGAUAGCUUCAUGAAGCCUCAUCAAUUAGUUUGGGGCCAAAAGGAGAGACUUGUUCCUGCAAAGCCAAGAGAGAAAAAACAGCCAGCAAAGAACUGA
Messenger RNA from Pichia membranifaciens NRRL Y-2026, 1284 nucleotides. RefSeq lists its product as hypothetical. The transcript has a single exon. Gene Ontology annotation, molecular function: ATP binding; tryptophan-tRNA ligase activity. Gene Ontology annotation, biological process: tryptophanyl-tRNA aminoacylation. Gene Ontology annotation, cellular component: cytoplasm. NCBI's taxonomy places the organism in Eukaryota, Fungi, Ascomycota, Pichiomycetes, Pichiales, Pichiaceae. Bases 1 to 1284 code for a protein of 427 amino acids. The record is from RefSeq and is a predicted model, not a curated record.